AGCAACGACCGCUGAUGCGUUGAACUGACGGAGUCAUCCCAGCGACUUUUUAAAGCAAAGGAAAAUAGGCGUCGAUGGCAUUCGGCGGUCACGGCUUUACAUCCACAUUUAUUCAUUGACGUCUGUUCCGUCUUCUAAUGCAUGACGCGCUCCGCGACGCAAUAGUUUUUUUUUUCCUGUUUACAUCAUCGACGCCCCUUUCCUUUUUGUUGCUGUAACUUCCCAGGUGUCGAUGCCGCGUGAGGUGCGAUACUGUCGACCCAAGUCCCAACCCGCCGAAACGGUGCUUUCUUUCUUCGCACGCAAGUUCACGUACCUCUCCCGCGACGCGUGGAAGCAUCACCUCUCCGAAGGUCACGUCUUCAUAAACGGCGCAAUUUUGACAGAAGAGGACUACGUUCUUCAGCAAGGCGACCAACUGCGCUUUGCCCCGCCGCGCUCGCUUGAGCCGCGCGUUGACGAGGAGAACAUUCGCGUCUUAUUCGAAGAUGCUUCGUUGCUGGUGUGUGCGAAGAACGGCAAUUUGCCCGUGGCAGAAGGUGGCCGCUACUGCGAGAACACGCUGAUCGGUGUGUUGCAGCGCCGCGGGUCGGGAGCGUUUCAUACGGCCGACACGGUGGUGGGCGGUGCGGUAGCAGGUUGCGAAGCAAACAAAGUGACCUGUGAGAAGAUGCACGCAUACGUCGCUGCGGAUGCUGCGCUCACAUUAAAAGCGGCGUCAUCAAGUGAGCUACCAGACACACAUUUGAAACGCACGAGUCCAAGCGUCUCACCGUCAGCGAAGCGGUCGCGAGAGCCGACACCGCCGCACGCAGUAGCCGCUCUACCCACACAGGAGCACAGAGCGGUGCCGCCUGCUGCUCCCCCAACUCUCUUAACGGUCCAGCGAUUAGAUAAGGAGACGUCGGGCGUGCUCGUCUUGUGCAGGAACUGCAGAGCGGCGAAAGCAAUGGCUAGCCAGUUUGAAAGCCAAACACGCAAGUGCAGUGCGGCCGUAGAGGCUCGUGUGACGACGUCACGGGCAGCCUUCACAAAUGAGGACUUCGAUCGCAUUGUGCGGCAAAGCGAGAAGAGCGUGGGCAAGACGUACAUGGCGGUUCUCCUUGGUGCUGCCCCAAUCGGUGCUACCUUCGUUGUGGUGAACUACAUGGGCACCGUGGAGAGUCAUCCCGCUUACCAGCAUGAUACAGCACACAGUCAGUUAAAAAGGCUGAAAAUGUGUUGUGAGCCUCUGUUCUCUCCGUUGGCGGACUCCGAAGGCCCCAAAGAGGAUUCACUGCAACCAACGCAAUGGGGUAAGGUUGCCUGUACCCGAGUGCGCGUGUUGACAAGCAGCGAGUUGCUGGGUCUUUCCUGUGUGCAAGUGGAGCUGCUGACCGGUCGCAGCCAUCAAAUUCGUGUUCAUUGCGCCUCUCUCGGCUAUCCCAUAUUCGGCGACAAGCUCUACACCUCUGUCUCGCGUGGAAAGCCGGACGGCUGUGUUGCGGCGCCUGAUGCGGUGUAUCUGGCGCGCGUGCGCAACGAGGACGAUCCUUUUUUGCUGGUAGAGAACGGGGCGGCGUUUGGGCGGCGUGUGUGGUGCAGACGGCAUCUUCUGCACGCGACGGAGCUGCAGUUUGUGCAUCCGGAGAAGCAUCCUGCAUCGGCGAUGCGCUUUGUGGCGUCACCGGGCGAUUUUUUUACGCGUGAUGUGCGCUGGGAAUCUCCAGCGGAUUCGAACAGUUUCCAAGUCUUGCUCUCGGAAGCCUUCGAGCAAUACAGUACUGCAAACCGUGUCUCUGUGUAG
This is a messenger RNA of Leptomonas pyrrhocoris, 1786 nucleotides long. RefSeq names its product RNA pseudouridylate synthase-like protein. Gene Ontology annotation, biological process: pseudouridine synthesis. Gene Ontology annotation, molecular function: pseudouridine synthase activity; RNA binding. The record is from RefSeq and is a predicted model, not a curated record. Lineage: Eukaryota; Euglenozoa; Kinetoplastea; Trypanosomatida; Trypanosomatidae. The coding region runs from base 233 to 1786 and encodes 517 amino acids. The transcript has a single exon.